UCCCAGCCCCCCGGCUCUUUACCUCUAUGCCCCACUCCCCUCCUAGUAUCUAGGACAUCUCACAGAACUCCCUAUCCUGGGCCCCAGCCAUUGUCCAAACUUCCUCCCCAGCUCCCCUGCCAGGUAUAAAAGGGACCCGCCCAGCCCCACCUGCACCCUUUAAAUUUAACAGCUCCAGUAACCACACUAGUUGGUCUACCACCAGCAAACACCAGGCUGCACCAUGGCCUAUCGAGCAGAGACAGCGCAACCCGGCCGGGUGCAAACCAGCUACUCCUACGGCACCUCCAGCGCCUGGAGCUCCGGCAUGUGUGACUGCUUCGCAGACGUGGGCGUGUGUCUCUGCGGUACCUUUGUGCCCUGCAUCCUGGCCUGCCAGGUGUCGCAGCAGUUCGGUGAGUCCUGCCUCCUGCCCUGCCUGCCGGGCACCCUGCUGGCCCUGCGCACAGGGGUACGGGAACGGUACCACAUCGAGGGCAGUAUCUGCGACGACUGGCUUGUCAUGGCCUGCUGUGGGCCCUGCGGCCUUUGCCAGCUGUCCCGGGAGCUGUCAUACCGGAAAUGAGGGGCCGGGGGACCCCCGGCUCCAGCUACAGGGCUCUGCAGCAGGAAGAAAAUCUCUUGCCCCCCUCCCCUCCCCAGGGAGGAGUACAGGGAUGGUGGGGGAGGGGAGGAGCCCCAAACCCCCUAAAUAAAUAACCUCCCAAACUCUUUGCAGUAGCCUCUGUUUAUUAGUGGGGCCCUGAACCCUGCAUCCUUGGGGGGGUGGAGGAUGUGGCCGGGAGGGGGAAUGAAAAAUAUUAGAUAAAGAGGCAUCUGGGGCAGAGAUAACUACAGCGUGCCACAGGGGGAGAGUUAAGGGUACAGGCGCACACACAGCGAGGGGGGAGUUAAGGGUACA
Messenger RNA from Dermochelys coriacea (leatherback sea turtle), 901 nucleotides. RefSeq names its product cornifelin (gene CNFN). The record is from RefSeq and is a predicted model, not a curated record. The transcript is spliced from 4 exons. NCBI's taxonomy places the organism in Eukaryota, Metazoa, Chordata, Testudines, Dermochelyidae. Bases 224 to 565 code for a protein of 113 amino acids. Gene Ontology annotation, cellular component: cornified envelope.